Molecule: messenger RNA, 984 nt
Organism: Trachemys scripta elegans
Lineage: Eukaryota; Metazoa; Chordata; Testudines; Emydidae
Product: membrane-spanning 4-domains subfamily A member 4D-like
Exons: 7
Coding region: 60-758 (232 amino acids)
Cellular component (GO): membrane
Source: RefSeq, a predicted model, not a curated record
GGAUCGGUCUGGAAGGCGAGUGGCAGGAGAAACAGGCGCAGAGCUGGUGAACAGCACUCAUGCUGAGAUCCCACCCCUGUGCUGAGAUAGAGCAACACAGGGCUGUCUUUUCCACUCCAGAGCCUGUGAGAAGUUUGUUCUAUAUCAAGACGCUGGGUUCUGCCAUGUCGGAAGCAGGACCCCUGAUGCAGCGGUUCCUCCAGGGGCAGCCCAGAGUCUUAGGGGCCCUCUUGCUGUUGGUGGGGCUGCUGCAGGUGGCCUUUGGUGUCCUCUUGGCCAUUUCCCCCUGCGUCUAUAGGGAUGAGCUGCAUGUCCACUUUUACUCAGCAGUGCUGUUGCUCUUGGCUGGAAUCAUCACUCUGGCUGCAGACACAACACACAGCCUGGCCCUGGUGAAAGCCUGCCUGGUCAUUUACAUCAUCUGCACAGUGGUGGUGGGCGUGAUCAACUUAUUCUACCUUGUGGACUUGGUGUAUGAUCCCCGUAACCGGUACAUCCAGUGUCCUUCCAGCAACAGGUUGCACUGCAGGCGGCUGUACCAGAUCUCGCACUAUUGCAUGGGCAUGCGGGCCAUCAUCCUGAUCUUAACCUCACUGGGGUUCUUCGUUUCCAUUGCCCUGGCAGCCUUCGGAUGCAAAGCGGUGUGUCGUCAGAACUCUGCUGAUGAUGUGCCGGUCGCCACCCUGACGAAUCCGCCCGCUUCCCAUGAGGCCACCGUGGAGCCCGAGCCUGUGGUGUCAGAGGGACCUGCGGCGUGAGUGUCCCCUGGUGGAGAGACCGACAGCCCCCCUCAGCAAGCAGCUACCCUGUGUCCCUCAGCGAGAGGUGUUUCUGUUUCACCCUCUCUGCCUUCCCUCCAUCAUCCCCCCUUGUGGAAAAGCCCCUGCUAACUGCCGUUGUGUGUUGUUGCUGCUCACAUGCCCCCUGCUGGACUACCACACCAUUGCGCCAUGGUGCAAGCGCCCCCCAAAAUCUGUUAAUGUC